AUGCAGAAACUUCACGACCAUGUAACAGUCUUCGUGACACAGCGUGAGCUUCAGGCGCGAGCUCCGAAGCCGGACGGGACCACCGCUUCUACCACCGCACUUCAGUACGUUGCGGAGAAUUCUGGUUUCGAUGUUGUCACGUUUCAAGUUGACUUCAGCGAGUCGGCAAACAUUCAGCUUCACCGUCCUGCCGAACCAGGUUCCACUACUCAGCAGAAGGCAACACAACAAUUGGCAUUCAACUGCGAGCUCCGCCCCUUUGAGCGACGAGUGCUCGCGUACGUGAUUAAGAAAGGAAAACAGCGAGCACUUGUGCGUGUCCAUUACGCGGUGACUGCAGUGGUCACGCCCUCUGUGGACGCAAUUCUUGAAGCCCAAGAGAGAGCAGCAAGAAUGAUUCUGAAGCAACAGCAGCAUAGUAACCACAUAUUCAGCCACGUCGGUAAGUGGCAAACUCUGCCGUAUCGGCCUGCAGCUGAAGUUAUCCGAGCCUGCGAUGAAAUCAACCGAUACUUUCGAGAAUUUGGAGACGUAUUUGUCGAUAUGAGUUUUCCUCCACAAGCAAAAUCUCUCUAUGACACUGAUGCUCCAAACAAAGUAUCGGAAGCCGAUUCUGCAAUCUACUCGCUCUGCACUUGGGACCUCAUUCACAACAUCAUCGACUCAUCAUGGACUUUUGUUGCUCACGACUCUGCCUCGACUGUUGCAUUUACUUCGGGUCUCCCCGCCCAAGACUCGUUCCUUUGUGCGCUGACGAUCAUUGCUCCGCAUUAUGAACUAUGGCUUCAUCAAUGGUUUCCUACGUUAGAUACUUCUGGUCAAUUUGACAAAGUGGCUGCCGUCCCGGUGGCACUCUGCGACCGAGGUCUAACAUGGCAGCAUCUAGCUGUUGAUCUCUUCUUUCCUUCCUUCCCACUUGGACGAGGUCUCAUGACACCACGUAACAUUUUCGGAGAUUGGUAUCCAGCUCUCCUCCACAAAGCUUACGCAAAAUUGAAAGGAAGUUAUGCAGCAGUCUCCAACAUUCCGACGAUGAAGAUUCUUCGAGAGUUGACUGGAUCUCCUUGGGUUUAUUGCUAUCGUCGACAAGAUUAUGAGAAUGAUACAGAUCCAUCCACCGGGAAAAUGCGGCUUCAAGAGGUUAUACAAGCCACGCAAUCCUAUCGGCCAAAAUCCGAUGAAGUGUCUUUGCUGGUUGCUGUAACAUGCGGAAAGCUUGACAAUCAUCAUCGAGCAUUUCGGCUCACGAUUUCAAGCGACGAAGACUCAUCUACAACUUCAGUAGUUCUGCACGACGCUACCGGAAAAUAUCUGCGGCAAAAAAUUGCAGACAGUAUUGCAGAGUUUGACCGUGACCAAGAUCCCUCAGCACUUCGUGUAUCCUGGGAGCAGCUUUUCGAGUUGGAACCUGCUGUGUGGUCCCUCCCUCUGGGUCGACGAUGCGAACAACGAUUAAGACGGAUACUUCUUCACGAAGAGGAUAUCGGAACGAUGACAGCAGUCAUCAGUGUACCAACUCUAACGACGAUCACCUUCUCGUCCUUGUAUUUGCUUCAUUUCACUACCGAGUUCUGCGAUCAACAGGUGGACGUGGAUGUGAAUGUGGUAACAGUGGAGAGUGAUUUUUCGCUCGCGUUGAUGGAAAAUAAUAACAAGUUUCAAGAUUUAUCAGAGAGUGAUGACGGAGUCUCCAGUAAGCAGGUGGUGAGAACUCUUAGUGCUGGUGAAUACGUCGUGACAGUAUCAGCAAAGCUCCCUGAAUCACGUUCUAAAGCAGAAAAUGCUGCACUGACUCCAGCCUCGGUUGAUGCCAACCUGCAACUAGUUUUUGACUGUCUCGACAGAGAAGGAAAACAUGAAUUGUCCGAAGGCGACAUCACGAGUUUCCUGCAGCUAUACGAGAACGUGGCAUCAUCACAACAUGGACAAGAGGCGCUUCGUUCAUUUCUACAUCAACAUGGAAGUUCAAAUUCAUUGGAGAGGAGUCUAACACUGGACGAUAUUCGAGAACUGUAUCUCAACCAAGCAAUCCAAGACUGCCACGAAGACGUUGUCAGUAGCUCUGUAUCAAGUCGAGCGAUAUCUAGUGUCAAUGUUCGUGCUCGGUUCCAAGAACUCGUUUGGCAGGAUCUUCUUCGACUGCUACCGAGUUUGGACGUCGCUGAGAAGCCUCGUACAGAGAUCAAAUGCCAAGAUAUUGUCGAAUUGGUGUGCUGUUUCCACUCAGACACACCGCUGCUCGACGUGGUGCUUCUGUCUGAGGACAAGAGCUCGUUCAGUUCCAACAACUUCAACAUAUAGAUGGAUCCAUUUUUUUCUGGGGUCAUUGAUCUUCACUUCGAUCUCACUUUGUCUUCUACUGUUAGAGCGGGACAGGUAGACAGGUAGGCUGCUCCAAUCGAAGCCUCGCUUUAUUGCGUCGGUCUUCUCGACCUCCUGCCGCCUCGCUGAUUGUGUUGAGUGUGCAGCCAUCCGAAGAGAGGGCCAACUUCACGUGAGCUGCAUCUUCUUUUGGAAUUCCUGCGUCAGUUCGUCCAGCGUCAAGUCGGGGUUGGCCUGGAAGAAGUCCAGGAAGGCCUGUGCGCCCGCAGCCCGCUGGGCGUUGGUGGCUCCCUUCUCCUCGGCCUCGUACACGAGGUUCUCAGCUUCAUACUGCAGCUCCUUCUUGUCGUAAUACUCGGGGUCGGCCACGCGCUUCAUGAGGUUGAGGAACUGCUCAUACUCGCAACAGGCCAGCAGGAUCUGCACGAAGAAACUGAGCCGCGUGUGUCGUUGUCGCUCCUCGGACAGCGCAAUCUCCUCUUCGCAGCGGGUGUUAUACUGGUCCAUAGUAAAUCCCCUUUCCACGAGGAACGCCUCGAUGUGGGCGUUGGCCGUGUCGAUGAAUGCCUCGUGCAGCUCCUUCCAUGUCCUGCAACAGUGUUAUCACAUCGGCAGCGGAAGGUCCUCCCUUGGUCAGAAGAAUGGAGAAGUGACUCGCGUGGGCGCCGCAGAAAUUGUCAAUUGCCUCCUGGAAGCCCUCGCUGCCCACAUAGGCGGCCACCCACUCGAGAACAUCGUCAUCUGGCUCCAUGUCCUUGACGAGAGGCGUCUCGUAGCGUAGCAGCAGGUCGAUGGCGUCGAAGUUAGCCAUGGCGGGGGGCUCUAGGGCGGCAGGAGGAUCACGCCGUGCGAGUCGGAUAGAGCUCGAAUGAGGUUGUGUCUCUUCUAGACGGCGAUUAAACUUGAUGUUUGUAUGCCACAAUACAAAUCCCACGUCAAUUGCGGUGCGAGAUGACGACAACA
Phytophthora nicotianae INRA-310 is the source of this 3285-nucleotide messenger RNA. RefSeq lists its product as hypothetical. Gene Ontology annotation, biological process: proteolysis. The transcript has 5 exons. Gene Ontology annotation, cellular component: cytoplasm. Gene Ontology annotation, molecular function: calcium-dependent cysteine-type endopeptidase activity. The coding region runs from base 1 to 2301 and encodes 766 amino acids. Lineage: Eukaryota; Oomycota; Peronosporomycetes; Peronosporales; Peronosporaceae. The record is from RefSeq and is a predicted model, not a curated record.